Echinococcus granulosus is the source of this 2733-nucleotide messenger RNA. Its product is annotated as Bifunctional heparan sulfate N-deacetylase/N-sulfotransferase. The coding region runs from base 1 to 2733 and encodes 910 amino acids. The record is from RefSeq and is a predicted model, not a curated record. Gene Ontology annotation, molecular function: heparan sulfate N-sulfotransferase activity; deacetylase activity. Gene Ontology annotation, cellular component: Golgi apparatus. The transcript has 12 exons. NCBI's taxonomy places the organism in Eukaryota, Metazoa, Platyhelminthes, Cestoda, Cyclophyllidea, Taeniidae.
AUGGUUAUAUUUGAGGACUUUUUGGUUUACUUCAGCCUUCCUGCCGCGGUCAAACUGGCUCUUGAUGACUACUGCAAAGCUAACAGCGUGGCAGUUAUUGCCUUCUUUCAAAAGGCCCACACCUUGAAAGGCAUUCCUGGCAAUGACGACUUUGCUGAGGUAGAUCCCUCUUAUCCGCUGCUACUUCGCCGUUUCGCACCAUCGUCAUCACCGAAAGGCUUCUUUUUGUCACGGGAAAGCGACGUACUAUACGUUGCGCGCGGAGGUCAGGCAGAUGAAAGAGAUCUGAUGGAUCAGCUACCGCCAUGUCGCGAUUGGCAGCGCAAUUAUUCGAGGUGCUUCCCGUUGCGUCGUGACGGAUAUCCUCAAUUGCUCUCCGACGUUACCGCCUCCGUGCGGCAUUUUGUUCACCUCCUUCCCGACUUCAUCUCCGUUCUAAAUCGGAGUUGUGUCAGCGAGGAAUCUAUCCGGGAGGAGUAUCAGAAGUGGAGACGGUCCUGGGCUGCUCUUGUUCCUCGCAAUUCUGGUGAUGCUGACGCCUUCCAGACCGUGGCUUUCACACAAGUACCCCUGGGGCAAGGCACGCAGCUGGAACGACGAAGUUGUGCUUUCACAGAAUGCAGCAUAAACGGAACUGUUGGAUGUGAUAGUGAAGCGAUUUACCAGAGUCUGGUGCUAAAAGAUAUGGGAAAAUUUGAUGGCAUUGAAAGGCUCCUCUUUGCCUACAGGCCCUUACAACAUUGGUCCACCUCACUCCUGCUUAACGAUGCCAUCCAUCACUUUUUUGAAGACUCUGCCGUACUUGAGUACGAUCUCGGUCUUCUGCGGUACGUUCACAUUGACAUCGACGACGUGUUUGUGGCGUCACGUGGGGAUCGAAUGACUCCUGCGGACGUUGAGAACCUUGUUGAGACGCAGAAUCGGUGGCGUCGUCACUUCAUGCCCGGUUUCACAUUCCAUAUGGGAUUUUCGGGAAUGUUCUUUUUGCUCGGCAAUCCCCAAGAGCAGCUUGGUGACGAGGCUCUCAUUCGUGAGUUUCCAAAGUCCCCCACAGUGAUGGAGGCAUUUGACUGCAAGAUUGGACAGUAUCGACAUCAAUUCAAGUGGUUUUGCCAUACCUAUUCGCAUUUACAACCGCAUCUACUCUCGCCAUCAGAAUUGCUCCAACAGUUUAAAUUGAAUAAACAGUUUGCUGAGGAGAAGGACCUACCAAUAGUAGAUGGUUAUGCCGUGGCUCCCCAUCAUUCUGGUGUGUAUCCAGUCAUUCCGCACCUCUACACUGCUUGGAAGGAGGUGUGGAACAUAAAUGUCACCACUACAGAGGGCUAUCCUAAACUCUUUCCACCACACUCACGUCGCGGCUUCCACUACCAAGGAGUUCAGGUGCUGCCAAGACAGGUGUGUGGAGUGUACACCUCCACAAUGCUGCUCAACAGCUAUCCCGGUGGCGUCGAAAGAUUGGAUGGAAUGGCCUUUGGUGGGGACCUCUUCGACACCUUACUUUUUAGACCUGUAAAUUUGUACAUGACGCACUAUGGUAAUUACGCACAAGACCGCCUGGCACUAUAUGUCUUUGAGAGAGUCUUCGCAUUUCUGCGUGGAUGGACCCGACUGAAGGUUCAAUGGGCGCCGAUUUGGCGUCUAAUGGAGUACCACUUGGCAUUUAACCCAACGGAGCGAGCAAGUGCGCCUACUUCCAUGCCAGUGCAUUCGGAUCCCUGCGUGAACCCAAGGCACGAGGCAAUUUGGUUCCCAGCCGCCUGCAUCUCCAGUGAAAGGCGCCUCCCCGCAGCUAUCAUUGUGGGACCGCAGAAGACUGGCACGACCGCGUUGCUGGCUUUCAUGGCUAUGCACCCAAAUCUGCAGCCUAAUCGCUUUCUUUCACACUCGCCCUAUGAGGAGGUGCAGUUCUUUAGCAACUCCACUAUCUACAGCAAGGGUGUCGCCUUCUACAACGACCAAUUUUAUAGUCCAGUCACUGGCAUCAACUUUGAAAAGUCAGCCACUUACUUUGACUCCUCUCUAGCCGUGGUGCGAAUGGCUGCUCUUCUUCCCAAGGCUAAGAUCAUUGUACUUCUGCGCGACCCCAUGCUGCGGGCACACUCUUGGUAUCAGCAUCAAAGAGCACACAAAGUGCCCGUAGCACUGAAUUUCACAUUCACCGAGGUGCUGAAUGCCAGUAGUUUGGAUGAAGCCAUGGCUAUCGCUACUGCCGCGGCGUCGUCUUCUUUCAACGCCAAACAUCUCGCGGCCCAGCUCUACCAACUGCAUCUGAAGUGUGUUGAGCCCAGUGUCUACGCAACGCAUUUUCGUCACUGGCUUCAUCACUAUCGCGCUAAUCGUAUCCUUCUGGUUGAUGUCGAACGGUUAGAAUCGGAUCCUGCCGAGGUGCUACGCGACGUGCAGGAAUUCCUAAAUGUCUCCACCUUCAUCGAUUACUCAAAACUGCUGGUGUGGAGUGAGAGAAAGGGCUACUAUUGCGCACGAGGUGGACCCUACCCUAAGGCGAGACAAUUGUUAAAACGUAAUGGAUUGUCGAGAGAUCAGUGGUGCCUAUCCGAGAGCAAAGGUCGUAGUUAUAAUCACUCCCUCCCCAGUGCCACGAACCGCUCUACUCCCUUCGCUGAGUCUAAUCGCCAGCUGGCCUCACUUAUUCUACAGUACCCAUUUUGGCGGCCCUCGCGCUCCCAUUCUGCCACCGAUCUUCUGCCCCGAUGGUUGCGCGACCUUUAA